CAUGUAUUUAGAAAAGAAACGGCGUCUGACUAAUGCUCGUUGGUUCUAGUGUAUUUUAUCCUAAUAAUAAUAUUUAGCCUAUUAUGCAGUUAUACUAAUAGUAUUUCACGUAUGGGUGUAAUAAGAUGGCGCUUUCAUACAUCGUAUGGGUGUAGUAAUAGGCCACGCUAAUCUUCUGCAAAUGGGUGUAAUAAAAUGGCGGUCUGGUGCGUAGCAAUAUGUCCGCCGAUUCGAUUGUGUUUUCGGAAGUGACGCUAUACGGCCCCCGGAAGCUCCUCCGGCCCCUGUCUCGGUGUUAUGGCCCCGGCGUUCUCCCGGUUGUGUCCGGUGUAAGCCCUAAUGGCAGAACCCGAGGCUACGGGAGGCCGAGGAGCCCCAUGCAGCCUAACUAUCCCAAGCACUCGCAGCGGGCCUCCGAGCCCUGGACUGUCCUGCCCAGGUCCCCGUUCUUCCCGAAGUCCCGUUCCGCAUGACGGCUCAAGGCACCCCCAGGCCAAGUGGGUUCGGCUUAAUGUGGGUGGUACAUACUUCUUGAGCACCAAGCAGACCCUGAGCCGGGAACCCAAGUCAUUUCUGUAUCGGCUGUGCCAGGAGGAGCCGGGCCUGGAUUCAGAUAAGGAUGAGACUGGCGCGUAUCUCAUCGAUCGGGAUCCCACCUAUUUUGGGCCUAUCUUGAACUAUCUCAGACAUGGAAAGCUUAUCCUUAACAAGGAGCUAUCAGAAGAAGGAGUCCUUGAGGAGGCAGAGUUUUAUAACAUUGCAUCUCUGGUGCGGUUGGUGAAAGAACGAAUCAGAGAUAAUGAAAACAGAACCUCACAGGGGCCGGUGAAACAUGUUUACAGAGUGCUGCAGUGUCAAGAGGAGGAGCUCACACAGAUGGUGUCCACCAUGUCUGACGGAUGGAAGUUUGAACAGCUUAUCAGCAUCGGAUCUUCCUACAACUAUGGAAAUGAGGACCAGGCAGAAUUCCUGUGUGUAGUUUCUCGGGAACUUAACAACUCCACUAAUGGACUGGUGAUUGAGCCCAGUGAGAAGGCCAAGAUUCUCCAAGAGCGAGGAUCCAGGAUGUGAGGAAGAGGAGGGAGUGAGCUUCUCCCAGGCUUGUAACCAAAGCCCUCAUUGGCCACGGAGCUCACACGCGCUGUAUCUGUUGAUCCCCUUCACCCUCUGCAAGCCUUAACACCCCCAGGCUGAAGGGAGGCAUUAUGUAUAGAGAGCACAGAGCUGACCUUGUGUACCCCGCUUGCAGGCCUGUGUUUUUGUUGUGUAGGAGUCAUGUUUGGGGGAGGGGGGGAUGUCUGAGGCAUAGAGGAGGUGCACAACUUCCCCAUCUGGGGUUUAUAGUGUUUUACUGUUUGUGAUGUUUUAUCUGUGCCGCCUGUUCUCAGAAGGGCAAAAGAAAUCUACUUUGCUUCUUGGACUUUGAGAGGACUUCAGGAUGCAAGUAUGCUGCCUUCCUACAGGAUGUGAGUGGGUCUUACCCUUGGACUGUAUUCCUUUCUGACAGUUGCCAAAUGUCUUGCGCUGUUUUCUGUCCUAAGUGCUGUUGCCUGUGCAGUUUCAUGUCUCAUGUUUCUGGGGGGGAUUUUAUGACUGUGAAAUGGACUCAGAGCCGAGUGUGUCCUCCUUACAUGAGAAUCAUGGACCACCACCAUUUUUAUUGGCCGGGUCCCGCCUCUUACUGUGUGGCACAAGAGGCUGAGUAUUGUUCAGCUAUCCCUGUUAAAGGCUGCCCAGAGGUGUCUGCAUGUUUAACCACCCACUGCACACUUGUACUCAUUUUGUGGAGGUGUUUUCUGUUUCAAUUUGGCUACCCCAUCUUGUCUCUUCUUGCUUCUUUGUCAGGCACAAAGCUUCCUAGGACACCACUUGUUUAGGACAAGGCAGAGGAGCAGAUGUGGGGCCUAUAUUGUUUGUGUGGGUUGUAUAAAUUUUUCUCAUGCAAAAACUGUCUUUGUCAGACUGUGUCUUGUUUUGUGUUUUUAAUAAUUUUCUUACGUUUAUUUAAAGGGCAAAGGGCUUGCUAAACAAUUUAUAGGUGUCCAUAUGCAAAUAGUAAUCUAGCAAAGUAGCUGCUAAAUAAAUGUUUAAAGUGAA
Bombina bombina (fire-bellied toad) is the source of this 2097-nucleotide messenger RNA. RefSeq names its product potassium channel tetramerization domain containing 2 (gene KCTD2). Bases 340 to 1071 code for a protein of 243 amino acids. The transcript has 6 exons. Gene Ontology annotation, cellular component: Cul3-RING ubiquitin ligase complex; cytoplasm. The record is from RefSeq and is a predicted model, not a curated record. Gene Ontology annotation, biological process: protein homooligomerization; proteasome-mediated ubiquitin-dependent protein catabolic process. Gene Ontology annotation, molecular function: cullin family protein binding. Lineage: Eukaryota; Metazoa; Chordata; Amphibia; Anura; Bombinatoridae.